GAAGCCUGGCAGCGGGGCGCGUGAGUCAGCCGCCAGAUCAGAGGGCACUUAGCAAGCGGGACUCGCCGACGCACCUGCUCAGGAAUGCCUCCCCGAGCUCGUCGGCAAAGCAGGUGGACCGUGACGGGGCGUGAGUAAGAGCCGCGCUAUUUAGAGCACGCGCAGGCGGCCCGACGGCCAGCAGCGAGGACGAGCGGCUCGGGCCCGGAGUGGCCGCGCUCCUCAAGUCCCUGCAGAGCGUUCCCGGGGAGGCUCUCCGCCAGGCAAGCGACGGGGCUGCUGCAGACCCGAGACCCCCAUGUCAGAGCAUCAGUGGUGACCAGGAAGCCGGUCUUGCGACCCCUUGAAAGCUCGGAACAGCUCCUCCAGCCGGCCCCAGCACUACCCGCCCCAGCCAUGGGUCUACGAGAGUCCCCCUACAGCAGCCUCUUCCUGGGGGGCUUGGAUGCCCUGGCCAGGGACGUCCUGUACCCCAGCUAUUGGCUGCUGAACCAGCUGCUGGCCUUGAAGCAGACCACCGCAGAGCAACAGGCGCACCGGAGCCAGCGAUGGCAGCUGCCCCACGCCCUGCACGUCCUGGCCCUGGGGCCCCUCCUGCUGCUCCUUUUGGUCCUCUACAUGCCCCUCUCUCUGCUGGGCUUCCUCCUGUGGCUGCCCCUCCAGGCCACACGCCGCCCGUUCGCCUACCUGCACACGCCCAGCCAGGCCUCGCCGGAGGAGUGGCUGCUUCCUGGUAAGGGCAAAGCCUUCCAGUUCAUCAGCUCCAAUGUUUGCCUCCUGCCUGAAGGUCUGGCCAAAUUCAGCAACCUGGCACAGACGCAGAAGCGGGCUGUUCACAUUGCCCAAGCACUCAUUGGGGCCGCAGGCCUCACCGCUCCAGCCCACAAUGUGAGCACUAGAGGCAGCAUCCAGAAUGGCUCCAGGAGGCAGACGUACGGGGCCACCGAAGCCAGCCCCCCACGGGCAUGUCAGCGCUCUCCCAGGGGUGACACUGAUGGGACCGCCGAGGUGCCCCUUCUGGACACAAAGGCUGCGUUGCCUCGGGAGGUCACCGCCUCUUUCCCCCCGGACCUGGACUUCCUGUGCAUGCAAGAGGUGUUCGAUCGGCACGCAGCAGCACACCUUCUCCAGAUCCUGGCCCCCUGCUACGAGCACAUCGUUUAUGACGUGGGCACCUACGGGCUGCUGGGCUGCUCUGCCCUGAAGCUCCUGAACAGCGGGCUCUUCCUGGCCAGCCGCUACCCCCUGCUGGCGGUGCAGUACCACUGCUAUCCCAACGGCCGUGGGGAGGAUGCCUUCGCCGCCAAGGGACUGCUCUGUGUGCAGGUGAGAGGCGGGUUUGGGGGUCAGGGACGGGCACGGGUGCUCAGAGCCGGAGCCUUGUCCCAGCAAGGUCAGUUGGGGCUCCUCAGGCUGUCAGGGGUCAGGCCGGGGGACCUUGCGCGUGCCAAGCAGAGGCUCUGCCACCGAGCCUUGGCGGCUACUCGCACGCUUUCUCUUAGGAGUCCUCCCAGUGCCAGGGACUCUGGCAUCGGUGGGACUGGCCUGCCAGAGCAGAGCAACAGGGAAUGCUUCCGGGAGCGCUGGUUCUCUGGGACAUGGGUGGCGGGUGGCUGUGCGUGUUCUCUUCUUCCUGAACAGCCACGUUUGGAAGUCAGCCGUGAUUUCCCAGAGGACCCAAGUCCUCCCGCUUCUUCUCUUUGGGUCUGCUCGGCGGGGCGUUUGAGGAAGGCGGCCUGGCUGCUUGGCGCUUUCUCUCCCCGCCUUCCCUGCAUGGUCCUCUUCAGAGAUCCAGUGGCCGGGCGCAUGGCCUGGGGAGGACAUGCUGGUGGCGCACAUGUGCCGUGGGCCCUUGAGGUUCAGCUGGGAGUUUCCCAAGGGCAAAGGAUCGUGGGAUACUUGAACUGCACCCACCUGCAUGCCCCAGAACAUGAUGCGCAGGUGCGGUGCGAGCAGCUGACCCUGGCUCUGCGUUGGACACAGCUGUUCCAGGACACGCAUACGCAGCCUGGAGACCUCGUGGCCUUCGACGUCUUCUGUGGGGAUCUCAACUUUGACAACUGCUCACCAGAUGACAAGGUGGAGCAAGACCAUGAGAUCUUCAACCUGUACACGGAUCCAUGCCGCAUUGGGCCAGGGCAGGACCAGCCAUGGGCUCUUGGCACCCUGCUGAACUACCUGGAGCUCUAUGACGAGGCUGUGGCAAUGCCAGAGACCAUGAGAAGGACUCUGGAGUGUGCGGAGGGGCGGGAAAAGUACCUGGCAGGCCCCAUCCUGGCAAAUGUGCGCCCUGGCCUCUCCCCAAGCAGGAGCGAGGGGCGCCGCAUUGACUACAUCCUUUACCGGGAGCACCAUGGCCCAGCACAGCUGAAAACGGUUGUGGAGAGCGUCUCCUACAUCACCCAGCUGGCCAGCUGCUCCGAUCACAUUCCUGUGGGGCUACGACUUUUGGUGUCGCCUGUGGCACAGCCCGGGGCGUGACACUUGCCUGCUGUCAAGCCAGGAAGACGGGGACGUCUGUGGGCAAGGAAGACCAAGAUGCCCCCCGCAGCCCUGCAGCGGAAGAGCCAGCACUUGAGACAGGAUGGCGGUUGGCCCUCGGCCUCUCUAAUGGACAGAGGUUGCCAACCUGGAAGGGGAAGAACAGCAGCUUCUGUAGCCACGGCAGCUGCCGGUGGGUCGUUUUAGGGGCAAGGGUGAAGGCGCAGACCCUCUUGCACUCAGAGCCCUCUCUGAAGGGCUCUUCAGGAAGGCUCUCUGCGGCUAGGACUGGUGGGGCAGCCCUGGUGGGCCAGCACAGGCUGCAUUCAGAGCGGCAAAAUCCAAGUUCUCGGUGGUCCAGACCUCUCCCUAUGAAGUGGGCCCUGUGAACUGAACCCAGGCGACUUCCCAUCUCAAGGUAGCCCAACCAGUCUUCUCUGGAGAAGGACUUGCUGGGAAGAGAAGGGAGCUGCAGACGCUGCGGUCCAGCCUCAGCCUAAAGACCCCUACCCACUGCCAACAUGUCGUUGGUGGAGGAGGGAUUGGCCCCCUCCCACCCACAUCAAUCAUUUUCUUAGUUUUUCCCCAUGCAGUUUGGCUUCUAUAAUGAUUAUUUAAGUGUUUUGUGCACAACAAAAAAUUGACUAGAAUUACUUUACAAAUUUAACAUACGGAACAAAAAAAGGAACACGUCAUUUGCAAACUUCAGGAACGUUCUUGUGUUUCCAAAAUACUUGUGAAAAUUGAGCCCCAAAUAAGUUACUCUCCAUGAGCCAAAGCAUUCCCACAAGGGCCUCUCAUUCCAUUGAGUGCGCUGCGCAUAGGCCUUGCCAAAACCAUCAGGAUUCCGGCACUCUUUACUGUGGCUGGCCUGUGGGCCUGUCACCACAUCCAAGUGACUUUCAGGCUCCAAGAGGCAAUACUUUGUAAAAACAUGUGCAAGAGCAGUGACUUUGCUACCAGCUAAAUCUACACGCUGAAUUGCCUCCCCACCCAUUCAGCCUCAAGCAGCACAUGUGGACGGGUGAGAACACAUCUGGCCCUGCCCCACCAGCUACGAGAGAGAAUGCGUGUGACGCGGGGGCCGCAGCUAUUCAGGAGUGGGGCACGUGGGCAGCUCAGCAUCAUUUUCCUGGGACAGAAGUUGACCAAGAGACCCACACACUGGGACACCAUAAUCCUAACCCUGGCCUUGUUCUUGCUGAGGGAAACACCGCCUGCCGUGUGGCUCCUGGCGAAUGGGUUGGCGCCACAGGGCCAGAGGCUCUCAGCGGGUGGGUUUAGGGCUCCGGGCACAGUGACCAGUCUGGGGCAGAGUGGCUGCCCGGGCAGGAGGUGGGAUGUGAUUUUGGAAGCCUUGUUUAUACAAUACAGCUUUGGGCUCUGAGUUUCA
Molecule: messenger RNA, 3874 nt
Organism: Eublepharis macularius
Lineage: Eukaryota; Metazoa; Chordata; Lepidosauria; Squamata; Eublepharidae
Product: sphingomyelin phosphodiesterase 5-like
Exons: 8
Coding region: 397-2481 (694 amino acids)
Biological process (GO): sphingomyelin metabolic process
Cellular component (GO): cytoplasm; extracellular region
Molecular function (GO): sphingomyelin phosphodiesterase activity
Source: RefSeq, a predicted model, not a curated record